UUGAUAAUAGAUUUUUUGUUGAAAAAUUAAUUAUUAAAAUUGUUUUCUGAUGAGUCAAGAAUAUUUCUUCAAAUUAUUCAAAUAUGUUUUAUUAUUCAUUUUGUGUAUCUUAAACACCAAUCCGGUGGCAGCAACCAGUUGUCGUACACCUUUUGGCGCGCUAGGCGAUCAGCUACCGUUAAGCGACUGCAAGCCGUUGCUAGAUUUUGUUCAUGAAUAUGGUUCGAAAAUGACAGUAGUGCAGACUAAAUUUCUGGAGAUGAGUUAUGUGAACUACACACAGCGAAUUAUCUGUUGCGACCUGGAAUUUGAACCUAAACGUGCUUUCCAGUCGAUUGGCCGCGAAAUUCUACGAAAUCAGGCAGAGUCUUGCGGUGAUAACACUCGCAAGCGUAUCUCUUUCGGAUCAGAGAGUACAUUUCUCGCCCACCCCUGGUCCGUGCUGUUGAUCUACAGCAGUGGCUAUAAAUUUCAAUGUGGCGGCACUGUGAUAACGAAUCGAUAUGUACUGACUGCAGCUCACUGUGUAACGAUGCAACUCGUUGCUGUUCGCCUCGGCGAGCACAAUACAGAUUUAUUAGUCGAUUGUGAAUUGGAUGAAAUGGAUCAGGAGCACUGUCUAGCACCGGCCAUAGAUGUUGCCAUUGAGCGUGCCAUUAAGCACAAUCAUUACUCCGAGGCAUUAUCCAAUAGUGACAUUGCGUUAUUGCGAUUGGGACAACAAAUCCAUUUUAUAGACAGCGUGAAGCCCAUUUGUAUACCGGAAUAUCAGGGCCAAGAAUUUCAAAAGCGUUUUGGCAUUAUUGGCGGCUGGGGCGCUACCGAGAAUUCAUCAUUCUCUAAUGUACAUCGUGAGGCUGAGAUUCCCAUCAUUUCACGUGACAGCUGUCAGGCGGUUUAUAAACGUCGUACGGUGGAUGAAACAAAAGUCUGCACCCGUGGCGCUGAAGAUGAGAACACAUGUAAAGGAGACUCGGGUGGGCCAUUGACGGUGCGUGUGGAGGGUCAUGAAGAUGGCACGAAUCGUAAAUUCCGUUAUAUGCAAAUAGGUGUGAUAUCAUUGGGUUUCAGAGACUGUGGAGUGGUUAAAGGUACUCCUGCUAUAUAUACAAAUGUUGCUGCUUUCAUUGAUUGGAUUGCGUUGCAUAUUGAGUUGUGAGAAUGUCAACGAAAGGCGAAAGAUAAAUUAUACGAAUAAUGAUGUCAUGGAAUACGUUGCUUUUAGUAUUUUCAUGGAAUUAAAUACCAAUUUCCGGAGCAGUUCAUCGAAGAUCUGCGAAAACUCA
Molecule: messenger RNA, 1286 nt
Organism: Ceratitis capitata (Mediterranean fruit fly)
Lineage: Eukaryota; Metazoa; Arthropoda; Insecta; Diptera; Tephritidae
Product: melanization protease 1
Exons: 5
Coding region: 50-1159 (369 amino acids)
Biological process (GO): proteolysis
Molecular function (GO): serine-type endopeptidase activity
Source: RefSeq, a predicted model, not a curated record